Culex pipiens pallens (northern house mosquito) is the source of this 2052-nucleotide messenger RNA. RefSeq names its product myosin light chain kinase, smooth muscle-like. Gene Ontology annotation, cellular component: nucleus. Gene Ontology annotation, molecular function: protein serine/threonine kinase activity; ATP binding. The record is from RefSeq and is a predicted model, not a curated record. Bases 747 to 1766 code for a protein of 339 amino acids. Gene Ontology annotation, biological process: positive regulation of apoptotic process; protein phosphorylation; intracellular signal transduction. The transcript is spliced from 6 exons. Lineage: Eukaryota; Metazoa; Arthropoda; Insecta; Diptera; Culicidae.
CCAAAAAUCGCCACCGUUUCUCAAUUCGCUUUUGCGCACUUUCCGCGACGGACGCAUUUUCACGACGGUCGUUGGUUAGAUUUUCCUCAAGUGCGGUGCGCGGAAAAACUUUUGAUUUUCAUUUCGGUUUCGUUGACGGCAACUCAAGAUCACUCAUAGCUGCGUGUGAUUUGAUCACGCAAGGGGCAGGAAAUCGAUCGACCGGAAGUGGUUUCGAGUGAAAUUUUCAAACAACUAAACGAAAGUGAAGUGAACCCCGGUGUACUUGAGCCGUAAUUUAGUAGCUCAGCCAACCAGCCAGCCAGUUGGUAGUGCCAUAAAUCUAGUACCAGCUGCGUAAGGAUUCAGUACUGAGCGGGGAGAAAAGUGAAACUCGACGCGAUUUUCACGGUUCGGUGGAGAUUUAUUCAAAUUUCAAAGAAGCUCGGAAAAAUCGUCGCUGAAAUCUCAAUGACCAACCCGUUCCGCAGACGAAAUCGUCAAAAGUGAAAACAAAAAUACCAAUAAGAAAGCCAAAAUUGUUCCCCACAAAUGCGAGAGAAGCAAACAAAAAAUAACUCCUCGGAAAACGCGACGCGUCGUUUGUGAGAAGUGAGAAAAGUGACCUUCUGGCAGCUGGGAAAAAUCCUUGCGGGAACGUCAUAAAGUGUGUGUGUGUGUAGAAGACAGCAGACACCUCGGCAGGCAGGCCGAGACAAGUGACGGGCUAACCGGACGGAACCGGCCAUUGGCCGCACCAGGUCAUCAUGAUCAAGGUCGACGAAAACUAUCCGGCGCAAGAACUCGCCCCGGCCUUCCCGUACCGGCAGGUUCAACUCAAGCAGGAGGUCGACCCGCGCCAGUCGUUCGACAUUCUGCCCGAGCUGGGCCGGGGCACCUUCGGCACGGUGUUCCUGUGCCGGGACAAAGCCAGCGGGCUCGAGCUGGCCGCCAAAAUCGUACCCUGCAAGAAGAAAAAGGAACGCACCGACGCUCUGCGGGAGAUCGACAUCAUGAGCUGCCUGCACCACCCGCGGCUGAUCCAGCUGUACGAUGCGUUCGACUACGAGAACAAAGUUUAUGUGAUACUAGAACUAGUCCAAGGUGGUGAGCUGUUUGAGCGGGUCAUAGACGACGACUUUGUGCUGACCGAGAAAGCGUGCGCCGUCUUCAUGAAACAGAUCUGCGAAGGCAUGGAGUACAUCCACAGUCGGAGUAUAAUUCAUCUGGACAUGAAGCCGGAAAACAUCCUCUGCCUAACAAAGACUGGAAAUCGAAUCAAAAUCAUCGAUUUUGGUUUUGCCAGACGAUAUGACAAAAAUAAAAAGCUUCAGGUCAUGUUCGGUACCCCGGAGUUCACAGCUCCGGAGGUGUUAAAUUACGAUGAAAUCUACUUCUACACCGACAUGUGGAGCUUGGGAGUGAUAUGCUAUGUGCUCUUGUCGGGUCUGUCGCCGUUCGUGGGUGGGAACGAUCUGGCCACCAUGAACAAUGUCAACAGUGGCAAGUUUUCGUUCAAGUACAGCUCGUUCGAGGCCGUGUCCGAGGACGCCAAGGACUUUGUGCGGAAGCUGCUGGUCCGGGACGGGACCCAGCGGUUGACCGCCCGGCAGGCCCUCCAGCACAAGUGGCUCGCGGAGACGACGACGGCCCAGAGCACGACCGAACUGUCUAUAACAAAAACAAAAUUGAAACGUUAUGUUAUUAAGAAACGGUGGACCAAGGCGGUCAACACGAUCAUCGCGCUCCGGCGGAUGGGCGCCCGGAUCGACUUUGAUCUGGUUUGAAGAAUGGGGGAUGCGAACGGCAGGAGGAGGACGUGGUGGCCAACCGGCCUGGCCGUCGCGGGCCGACGAGAACGGGUAACACACAUACUCACAGAGAAAGAGAAACCAGAUACAUUUUAUUCGUAGGGUACAUUCGCUAGUUAGGACUGUAACUGAAUUCAUUUCGCUUAGAAGUAAGGUAAAGUUAUUAAUUAAAAUCGCAUUAAGACGCACCGAUAGAAUAGAAACUUUUGUUUACUACCCCUUCAAAUGUUGUAAAAUACAAAAAAAAAGAUUUAAGUAAAAA